Molecule: messenger RNA, 1821 nt
Organism: Colletotrichum navitas
Lineage: Eukaryota; Fungi; Ascomycota; Sordariomycetes; Glomerellales; Glomerellaceae
Exons: 2
Coding region: 1-1821 (606 amino acids)
Source: RefSeq, a predicted model, not a curated record
AUGAGACACGUCGUCUUCUUGACCGGCCUCCUGGCCGCCGCCGGCCCCUUCCUGGUCGGCGCCCAGACCCAGAGCGGAGGAGACGAGCCGGACGUAGGCCCGACGAUCGGCACAGCCACGCUCGAACCCAGCUUCAUCGAGUGGCUCAGGCAGCAGCGGAAGCACAAGAAGGUCGACGUCCCGCCCAACCUUCCGGCCUUGAACUCCUUCACCACCGUCACCACCCCCGGCUCAGGCUCCUCGGCGUCCACUGCCACGACCGGCACCCGCGUCAUCUUGCCCAAGCGGGACGCGCAAGUCACCGCGGCCCCGCCCAUCGGCACAGGCAAGCCCAGACUCGGCUUCGAGGAGUGGUACAGCGCGCAGACGAAGAGGACCAUGUCCGUCGAAGUCGCGAGGAUGAAGUCCUUGGCCCUGUCCAAGCUUCCGACCCCGCUCAUCGACACCGCCGUCCCUACCACCGCCGUCCCUACCACCGCCGUCUCUACCACCGCCGUCCCUUUCACCACCGGCACCGGCACCGCCGUCCCUACCACCACCGGCUCCGGCUCCGGCUCCGGCUCUUCGGCGGAGACACCCACGGCGGAGACAUCCUCGGCGUCCGCCGCCGCGACCAGCGCCCCCGUAAAAGAGCGGAACACAGGCCAGGGCAGCGGUUUGAUGUUCUUCAAGUGUCGCUCCAAAAAGUGCGAGAACUUGUGCGGCGGCUGCGACAGGCACCUCAAAUACCUGUCCCGCGAAGAGCAGAAGGUCCACGACGAGAGGGUCCGUGAAGAGAAGCUCCAUGAGGAGAGGCUCCGCGAAGUGAAGCUCCGCGAAGAGGAGCUCCGCAAGGAGAUGCUCCGCAAGGAGGCGAUCCAGAAAAGGGAGACGCUCGCCCUGGAGGCGCCUAGCAAGGAGGGGGGGCCCGGGGGGUGGCGCGGCAAAAAGUGCCGCCACAAAUGGGGCCCGACCAAGCCCUGCGCCUCGACACCCUCGGGACCCAAGAAGCCCAAGAGGCCCCAGGAGCCAAAGACCACCACCACCGCCACCUCCGCCUCCUCCGCCUCCUCCGCUUCUACUACCACCGCCGCCUCCUCCGCCUCGUCCACCUCUACCGCCCCCGCCGCCCCCGACUACACCCCGACCUACAUCCUCAACCCCUACCCCACCAUGCCCGCAGCGGGAUUGGGGGAUAGGAAGAAGUGGGAUCAGGAGGGACGCCCCGGGCUGACCUUGAUGGAGGACCCGGAAGUGCCCCCCCGUCCCACCGAACCCGUCGUCAAGGGCCGCCAGGCGGAGCCGCAGCUCACCCGGGCCCACGAAUUCCAUCACAUCCUGAACCUGCCCCGUCCCAUCCUGGACGUGCCCCCUGUCCCUACCGCCACCCGAGGUCCGUCUUUUAACCCUCCCCCCUACAAAAUUCGGGCCAUGGAAAAUCCCCCGUCGCCCACCGACCUCCCCAAGGUCAUCUAUCCCGGCGUCGAGGAUCGGUUCGCGCCCCGUCCCCCCCUCCUCACAAACCCCCUGUUGGGCCCCGGGGGGUAUGAUAUUCCCACGCGGGGCCCCGGUUCCUUUCCCGUGCCCCCUGUCUCUACCGCCACCCGAGGUCCGUCUUUUAACCCUCCCCCCUACAAAAUUCGGGCCAUGGGAAAUCCCCCGUCGCCCACCGACCUCCCCAAGGUCAUCUAUCCCGGCGUCGAGGAUCGGUUCGCGCCCCGUCCCCCCCUCCUCACAAACCCGCUGUUGGGCCCCGGGGGGUACGAUAUUCCCACGCGGGGCCCCGGUUCCUUUCCCGUGCCCCCCAUAAUUGGCCAGAACUCGGCCGAACCCCAGGAGUAA